AUGAAUGAGCUAAAUUGGCCAAAUACUGCAGUGAAGAUAUCUGAUGACAAUGAGUUGUGUGAAGUAAAAAGGAUAUCGAUGAUAUCGCUUUUAUGUUCCGACAGUAGGUUUGAUGUUUUAGAAAAAUUUUCGAAUUUAAGAACGUUGAUACGAGUGAUUGCAUGGUGCAGGAGAUUUGUGAAUAAGUGCAAUAAAUCAAUAAAGGUAAACGCACCUUCUUUAACUGCUGAUGAGGUUACUGAUGCAUUUGAUGUUGUUUUGAAGUUGAUCCAGUGGGGCGAUUUUCGCCAGGAGAUAGAGUGUUUAACGAAAUAUGGUACGAUUAAUAAAGGAAGUAAGAUUUUGGGACUGGAUCCAUUUUUGGACAGGCAUGGACUUUUAAGAGUGGGGGGACGCUUAAGAAACUCAAGGUACACUUUUGACAAAAGACAUCCAAUCAUUUUGCCGAAGAGUCAUUUUGUAACAAGGCUGAUAAUAAAGGCUGAACAUCUGAAGUACAUGCAUUUAGGAGCACAGGGGUUAUUAGCUAGUCUACGAGAAAAAUACUGGCCUGUGUCUGGUUUGGCAACUGUCAAGGGAGUGCUCAGGAAUUGUCACGUGUGCUUUAAAUUCAAUCCCGGAAGAGAGUUUAGCUUGAAAAUGGCGGAUUUGCCUUACGAGCGAAUAAAAGAUUCUAGACCGUUUAAAUUUGUAAAUGUCGAUUUUGCCGGACCGUUUGUUAUAAAGGAAUCGAAAUUUAGAAACAAAAGAUUAAUUAAGUCUUACGUUGCUGUAUUUGUGUGCUCUUCUUCUAAGGCUGUUCAUCUGGAGCUGGUCAGCGAUUUAACGUCUGAGAUGUUUUUGAACUGUUUUAAACGAUUUGUGGGUAGACGUGGUGUUUCUGCUAGCAUAUAUUCUGAUAAUGCCACGAAUUUUGUUGCAGCCAAUAAGGAUUUCCAAUCAUUUUUUAAUCAGAGUAAAGAUUGGUCAGAAGAUGUAUUUAAUGGAGAACAAUGUAAAGUGGCGAUUCAUACCUGCACGUACUCCUCACUUCGGUGGAUUACAUGA
Messenger RNA from Onthophagus taurus, 1047 nucleotides. Lineage: Eukaryota; Metazoa; Arthropoda; Insecta; Coleoptera; Scarabaeidae. The record is from RefSeq and is a predicted model, not a curated record.